Messenger RNA from Aegilops tauschii subsp. strangulata, 2410 nucleotides. Its product is annotated as proline-rich receptor-like protein kinase PERK1. Gene Ontology annotation, biological process: protein phosphorylation. Gene Ontology annotation, molecular function: protein kinase activity; ATP binding. The record is from RefSeq and is a predicted model, not a curated record. NCBI's taxonomy places the organism in Eukaryota, Viridiplantae, Streptophyta, Magnoliopsida, Poales, Poaceae.
GGUCUCUUCUCUUGCCCAUCAGUCGGUAUAUUAGUCGUAAAGUCGUAGACGUGGAGAUAGUUCAACGUUAGCCACUUGCACCACGCCGCAGCCACCAUGUCCAGCCCACCUCCUCCCGACGCCGGGUUGCCGCCGGUGACUCCAGUUCCGCCUACUCCGGUGACCCCAUCUCCGGUUACUCCAGUUCCGCCUACUCCAUCGCCCGUAGCAAUUCCGCCUUCUCCGGUAGCAGUUCCGCCUACUCCGGUUCAGGCGGAUCCUCCCACCAUCGUGAAUCCUCCAGUGCUACCCCCGGUGAAUUCUCCUCCGCCACCUUCACCAAGGCCGCCGACGACGCCGAACCCAACGCCGGUAACACCGUCCCCAUCUCCGCCAAGGCCCACGCCGACGCCAAACCCAACGCCAGCAACACCGUCCCCACCCCCACCAAGGACAACUCCGACGCCAACGCCAACUCCUCGCAGGCCGCCGUCGUCAUCACCAUCGCCGCCUGACGCCGCGCCGCCACCUCCUGAAGACGUCCCAUCUUCGCCGCCGCUCCCGAUCGACGCCCCAGCUGCAGCAGCGCCUCCGCCGUCGCCUCUUAUGUUUUAUCCGCCUCCGCCGCCGCAGUCAGCAGAAGCGCCGUCGACAUCGGCCAAGUCCUCGUCAAGCAGCGGGACUGCGGUGGGCGUGGGCGUGGCCGUCGGGGCGGUGGUCUUGCUCGGCCUCGCGGCCGCGCUGAUCUUCUUCUUCGUCUCCAAGCGGCGCCGUCGCCGUAGGGUACCGCCGCCGGGGACCCCAGCGGAUUUCUUCUACGACCCGAGGCAGCCGACGACGCCGCUGCAGCAGUCGCACGCGCUGUCGACGCCGUCGUCGACGCCGCCGCUGAUGCACUCGUGGGCGCAGAGCAGCGGCGGCGGCGACCCGGGCGGGCCGCCGCUCCCGGCCAUGACGGGCGGCACGCUGGGGUACGACGAGCUGGCGGCGGCGGCGGACGGGUUCUCGGAGGCGAACCUGCUGGGGCAGGGCGGGUUCGGGCACGUGUACAAGGGCACGGUGAACGGGCAGGAGGUGGCCAUCAAGAAGCUGCGCGCCGGCAGCGGGCAGGGCCACCGCGAGUUCCGCGCCGAGGUGGACAUCAUCAGCCGCGUGCACCACAAGAACCUCGUCUCCCUCGUCGGCUUCUGCAUCCACGCCGAGCAGCGCCUCCUCGUCUACGAGUACGUCCCCAACAAGACCCUCGAGUCCCACCUGCACCACGUCUCAGGGAGCGGCCGCGCGACGCUGGAUUGGCCGCGCCGGUGGAAGAUCGCCGUCGGCUCGGCGAAGGGCCUCGCGUAUCUGCACGAGGACUGUCAUCCUAAGAUCAUCCACCGUGACAUCAAGGCAGCCAACAUCCUCCUCGACUACAAUUAUGAGCCCAAGGUUGCAGAUUUUGGGCUGGCCAAAUGCCAAGAAGCAGAACAUACUGCUGUUUCUACGCGCGUAAUGGGAACUUUUGGUUACCUGGCGCCGGAAUAUUACGCCACCGGCAAAGUAACCGACCGGUCCGACGUCUACUCCUUCGGCGUGAUGCUUCUGGAGCUCAUCACCGGACGGAAACCUAUCAUGGCAUCCUCAGAUCACCAGCCAGAAACAUUGGCUACUUGGGCAAAGCCCCUGCUGACCAAGGCCUUGGAGGAGGAAAACUACGAGGAGCUGAUCGACCCGGAGCUGGGGACCAACUACGACGCCUACGACAUGGCGCGGCUCGUCGCCUGCGCCGCCGCCGCCGUGCGGCAGACGGCGCGCUCUCGCCCGCGGAUGGCACAGAUCGUCCGGUACCUGGAGGGCGAGCUGUCGGCGGAGGACCUGAACGGCGGCAUGGCGCCGGGCCAGAGCGCGAUGCAUCGCUCAGGGGGCGGCAACACGGACGAAGUCAGGCGGCUCAGGAGGAUGGCGUUCGGGCCGGGCACCGGGACGGCCGGCGGCACCAUCAGCGAGUACGCCAGCAGCGAGAUGAGCGCGCGGACGAGCGAGUACGGGCUGAACCCGUCCAGCGAGUACACGGCCAGCAGCGCGGCGGACACGGAGGACAUGACGGACUUCCCGCACAGAGCCGGCACCGGCAGGGGCGCCGCCGAGGGUGUCAGCGGCGAGGCGGGACGUGGAACUACGGAGGGGUUCAGCAGGCGCACCACCGUCAGACGUACCGGCCGGGGGUGACGAGACGUACUGAAUACUAUCUACGAGCGGGUGAUCAAGGAAUCGUCGCUCGUGUACAUAUGUGAUGUUGUCGCUGUGAGAUUUGGUUUGCGUUUCUUUGUUUCAGUUUUCGGGUUCAUGCGAUUUUUGGUGGGUGGUGGAAGAAGUUGUAACUUGUAUGUGCGUCCAUUAAUUAACCAGAAAGGUGAAUAAAACAUAAAAAGAUGAUGGAGAAUUACUCGAA